Messenger RNA from Closterium sp. NIES-65, 3939 nucleotides. NCBI's taxonomy places the organism in Eukaryota, Viridiplantae, Streptophyta, Zygnematophyceae, Desmidiales, Closteriaceae. The record is from the annotation of a GenBank genome assembly.
AUGGCGGCGCAAUGUGCUCGUUCCGCGCUGCAGGCGGGGCGAUGUGCGCGUUCCGCGCUGCAGGCGGCGCAAUGUGCGCGUUCCGCGCUGCAGGCGGGGCGAUGUGCGCGUUCCGCGCUGCAGGCGGGGCGAUGUGCGCGUUCCGCGCUGCAGGCGGGGCGAUGUGCGCGUUCCGCGCUGCAGGCGGGGCGAUGUGCUCGUUCCGUGCUGCAGGCGGGGCGAUGUGCGCGUUCCGCGCUGCAGGCGGGGAGAUGUGCUUGUUCCGCGCUGCAGGCGGGGCAAUGUGCUUGUUCCGCGCUGCAGGCGGGGCGAUAUGCUCGUUCCGCGCUGCAGGCGGCGCGAUGUGCUCGUUCCGCGCUGCAGGCGGCGCAAUGUGCACGUUCCGCGCUGCAGGCGGGGCGAUGUGCGCGUUCCGCGCUGCAGGCGGCGCAAUGUGCUCGUUCCGCGCUGCAUGUGGCGCAAUGUGCGCGUUCCGCGCUGCAGGCGCGGCGUGUUGCUUCUUUCCUGAUUCCCGCCCUUUUCUGCCGGUUUCCCGCCUUGUACGAAGAACGUAUGACCGUGGCGCCGCCGCCCGCCUCUCAGCCAAUCACGGAUGGCCACGUGGCGGGGCAGGUGGGCAACGGCGCGGCGAGGAGAGAGGCACGAGGUGAGACCAUGACGAGGCGUCAUCACCUCCUGUACUCCCCUCUCCUCACCUCGUCCGUCCCCCCGUACUCAUCUCCUCUCGUCCUCUCUUCUCACCUCCCCUGUCCCCCGUACUCACCUCCUAAACGCGCUUGUUUUGUGCCCUCGUUAUGCCCUCCCCCCCUGACCUCCUUAAUCCCCCCUCGCCUCCUCUUCCCCCCCCCAAUCACCGCCUCUCUCACCCUCCACCCUCCCACCCCAGAGGUGGCUGAGGUCUGCCGGACUUGGCCUCGACCACUCAUCUCUGCUCCCCUGCGCUCACCUCUGCUCCCCUGCGCUCACCUCUGCUCCCCUGCGCUCACCUCUGCUCCCCUGCGCUCACCUCUGCUCCCCUGCGCUCACCUCUGCUCCCCUGCACUCACCUCUGCUCCCCUGCACUCACCUCUGCUCCCCUGCACUCACCUUUACUGUUCACCCACUUUUCACACCACCGUUUCCCCGUCCCCCACUGUUCACGCCAUUGUUUCCCCGUCCCCCACUGUUCACGCCAUUGUUUCCCCGUCCCCAAAUGUUCACACCACUGUUUCUCCGUCCCCCGUUGUUCACACCACGGUUUUUUCCCCACUGUUCACCCACCUUUUGUUCCCUCUGUUCCCUCUGUUCACCCCUCUGCCAUCCCCGCUUGCUCGCCAUGCUCCCCGCACUCACUUGCUAUGCUCCCUCCCCCCACUCACUCAUUGCCCGAAACAUCCAGCCAGAGGGAGGGAGGCGAGGGAGAUUGCCUCCACACUCACCACCUCUGCUCCCCACACUCACCAUCCCCCCCCACUUAUCACCACUCUUCACCUUCCCCCACCACCGCUCCCCUUUAUUCACCUUUCCCCACUGCUCCCCAGCACUCAUCUCUGCUCCCCUGCGCUCACCUCUGCUCCCCUGCGCUCACCUCUGCUCCCCUGCGCUCACCUCUGCUCCCCUGCGCUCACCUCUGCUCCCCUGCGCUCACCUCUGCUCCCCUGCGCUCACCUCUGCUCCCCUGCGCUCACCUCUGCUCCCCUGCACUCAUCUCUGCUCCCCUGCGCUCACCUCUGCUCCCCUGCGGUCACCUCUGCUCCCCUGCGCUCACCUCUGCUCCCCUGCGCUCACCUCUGCUCCCCUGCGCUCACCUCUGCUCCCCUGCGCUCACCUCUGCUCCCCUGCGCUCACCUCUGCUCCCCUGCACUCACCUCUGCUCCCCUGCACUCACCUCUGCUCCCCUGCACUCACCUCUGCUCCCCUGCACUCACCUUUACUGUUCACCCACUUUUCACACCACCGUUUCCCCGUCCCCCACUGUUCAUGCCAUUGUUUCCCCGUCCCCCACUGUUCACGCCAUUGUUUCCCCCCAGCCAGGUGUGGGAGCGUGAGGUGGAGCACGUGUCCGGAGGAGAGCUGCAGCGCUUUGCCAUUGGAGUGGUGGGGGUGCAGCUGGGAGACAGACAUCUACAUGUGUGGGAGCGUGAGGUGGAGCAUCUGUCAGGAGGCGAGCUGCAGCGGUUUGCCAUUGGAGUGGUGGCGGGGCAGCUGGGAGACAUCUACAUGUUUGAUGAGCCUUCCAGCUACCUGGACGUGCGGCAGCGAUUGAAGGCAGCGCAGGUCAUCCGCUCGCUGCUGCGCCCCGACAGAUACGUCAUUGUGGUGGAGCACGAUCUCAGUGUGCUUGACUAUCUCUCGGACUUCAUCUGCUGCCUCUACGGCAAGCCCGGUGCCUACGGGGUGGUCACGCUGCCCUUCUCCGUGCGAGAGGGCAUCAACAUCUUCCUGGCUGGCUUCGUGCCAACCGAGAACCUGCGCUUCCGAGACGAGUCGCUCACAUUCAGGGGGACGAAAACCCCGGUGGAUAAUCCUGAGGAGGGAGGCCAAGACGUACAGUCGGUUCGGUACAGGUAUUUGGGCAUGAUCAAGAAGCACGGCGGGUUCAACCUCCUCCUUCCCCUCCCUCACUCCAUUCUUUCACCCCCCUUCAUUCCAUCUCAGGUGGCUGAAACCCCGGUGGAUAAUCCUGAAGAGGCCAAGACGUACACGCGGUGGCUGAAACCCCGGUGGAUAAUCCUGAAGAAGCCAAGACGUACACGCGCUACAAUCGAUAACCCUGAAGAGGCCAAGACGUACACGCGCUACAAGUACCCGCGCAUGGUCAAGAAGCAGGGCGGAUUCAAGCUGACGGUGGAACCUGGUGACUUCACGGACUCACAGAUCGUGGUGAUGCUGGGGGAGAACGGCACCGGCAAGACCACCUUUAUCCGCAUGCUGGCGGCUCUCUCAAGGCCGGACCCAGAUGAGGAAACCGGCAAGGAGGCCCAAGAUCCAGACGAGGAGACCGGGAAAGAAGCUGAGGACCUCCCGGAGUUCAACGUGUCGUUCAAGCCGCAGAAGAUCAGCCGCAAGUUCCCCCUCUCAUACCCUCUCGCUGACCCGGACGAGGAGACCGGCAAGGAGGCCGAGGACCUCCCGGAGUUCAACGUGUCGUACAAGCCGCAGAAGAUCUCCCCCAAGUUCCCCCACAGCGUGCGCGCGCUGCUGCACUCCAAGAUCCGAGACUCGUUCCACCACCCACAGUUCAACACCGACGUGCUGCGCCCCAUGCAGAUCGACCCGCUCCUGGACCAGGAGGUGGUGAAUUUGUCGGGUGGGGAGCUGCAGCGCGUGGCUAUUACCCUUUGUCUGGGAAAGAUCGACCCCCUGCUCGACCAGGAGGUGGUGAAAAUCUCAGGAGGGGAGCUGCAGCGCGUGGCCAUCACGCUGUGCCUUGGCAAGAUCGACCCCCUGCUCGACCAGGAGGUGGUGAAUUUGUCAGGAGGAGAGCUGCAGCGCGUGGCUAUUUCCCUCUGCCUUGGGAAGCCUGCCGACAUCUACCUCAUAGACGAGCCCUCGGCCUAUCUAGAUUCGGAGCAGCGCAUCGUGGCAGCCAAGCCUGCCGACAUCUACCUGAUUGAUGAACCCUCAGCCUACUUGGAUUCAGAGCAGCGCAUUGUGGCGGCCAAGGUGAUCAAGCGCUUCAUCCUGCACGCCAAGAAGACGGCGUUUGUGGUGGAGCACGACUUCAUCAUGGCCACGUACCUGGCGGACCGCGUCAUCGUGUACGAGGGGCAGCCGUCGGUGGACUGCACGGCGCGCACGCCCCAGUCGCUCAACAGCGGCAUGAACCUCUUCCUCUCGCAACUGGACAUCACGUUCCGGCGCGACCCCACCAACUUUCGGCCGCGCAUCAACAAGAUGGAUUCUGUCAAGGACCGCGAGCAGAAGAAUGCCGGCACCUACUACUACCUGGACGACUGA